Molecule: messenger RNA, 7774 nt
Organism: Cydia strobilella
Lineage: Eukaryota; Metazoa; Arthropoda; Insecta; Lepidoptera; Tortricidae
Product: large proline-rich protein bag6
Exons: 23
Coding region: 177-3785 (1202 amino acids)
Cellular component (GO): BAT3 complex
Molecular function (GO): misfolded protein binding; polyubiquitin modification-dependent protein binding
Source: RefSeq, a predicted model, not a curated record
AUCUAGGUUGUCUAUGCUCCCAUGAUCUUUCUCUCGCUCGGUGUGGUGUUCUGAUGUUCUCGGCUCGCAUACAGACGAAGACGAAUGCACAUUCGCAAGAAAAUUAAUCAGCUAAUAACAAAACUAUUCAGUGUAAAAAAUUGUCGCAAGCGGGCGUUCAUGUUUCGUUGUAAAAAAUGAUCGAGUUUACCAUAAAAACCUUGGAUUCAACGAACCACAACUUCUCAGUGGAAGAUGAGAUCACCGUUGAGCAACUUAAGGAGAAAGUCAGGGAGCAAAUGGGCAUAGAAAUAAAUCUACAGCGCCUCAUAUUUUGCGGGAGAGUACUACAAGACGAAAAAAGAUUAUCAGAUUAUGACGUAAACGGCAAAGUAGUGCACCUCGUGCAGCGCGCGCCGCCGAGCCCCGAGUCGCGACACUCCGGCUACACCGCCGCGGGCGCGGGCGCCGCCGAGGGCGCUAAUACUAACGCCAACCAGACUAGACGGCCUAUCCCACUAGCCAGUAUCAUCAGAGAAGAGCAAGCAUCCACUUCGCCAACGUCGGGCCGCCUGGACUUCAUCCGCCUCAUGGUGUCUGAAAUCAAAACUUGUUUGGCGAGCCUCCAGGCCCAGGCUCAGGCACAGGCCCAAGCUCAGACUGCUAAUGGAGAAACCAGCACAGAUAAUGCGGCUGCGUCGGGUAGCGGCGAAGGCAAUGAGAACAUGGAGACAGAUCCCGUACCCAGCGGCGCCCAGGAAGAGGGUGACUCCACACUGGACGAAGCCGGCGAAGCGCCCCCAGAUUCGGCGGUGCGAGCACAGCACGCGCGUCGCAGAAGCUACCGCGCAAUCCGCGCUCUCCGCGCGCGGCACUCGCGGCCCCGCGACCUCGGGCAGCUCAUGGAGGAGUUGGAGUCGCUGCAGGAGCAGUUCGCGCCGCACCGCGCCCAGUACACGCACCUGCUCAUGGCUGCUAACAGUGCCGAGCCACCGAUCUACACUGAGGAGGAACGCCAGAACGCGCAGCGGACCGUCGACAUUGUGUCUGACAUUAUGCACAGCUUCGCUCACGCGUUCCACGCCGUCAGCGACAUCAACUUCCAGGUCGGCCAGCGGAACCCGCGCCUCACCUCGGAGGCGUCCGUCAUGCGACAUCCGCUACCCAUGCAGCAGGCGCACAUUAACGUUGUUCAGUCUAACCGCCGGCAGCCGGGGCAGAAUGGCACCACCGUUCCGACGGCAGGCGCCGGCGUAGGCGCGGGCAACACCGCCACCGGUCAAACCGCACCCGUUACCACCGCCACUGCCACCAGCGUCACGAGCGCCACCGUCACCAGCGGCUCGGCCACCGCCACCGCCACCGCCACCAGCGUUAGCGCUAGCGCCGCGACCCCCGCGCCCACCACCACCGUCACCGGCAACCUGUCUGACGCUCAGCCAACCACUGAACCCAAUGCCGCGGGCAGAAACUCCACCCAGCCUACCGUCAACAUAAACAUACAACCUGAUCCCAUCACGUACCAAGUGGAAAUCGAGACCAGGGUGCCGAUAGCGUUCGCUCUAGAGAAUGCCUUGUUAAACGGGCUGACUGGCGCACACGGCCAAGUGCCUGCCGGUGGCGCCCAGCCGGCGCAGCCCAACCAACCGCAACAACCGCAGGACGGCCAGCCCAACCAGACAAGCCAGGGCAAUCAACCACAACAACCUAGGCGUCAAGUGCUCUUUGAUUUUGAGAAUUUGUUCCGUGGCCUAGGCCAGAACGGCGGUCUGGGCGGUGUGGAGGUGGUAAUGAGUAUGGAGGAGAUCCCCAACGGUCAGAUAGUGGGAUCGGUGCCCGCGGGGCCGGCGGCGGGCGGCGCGGGCGCGGGCGCGGGCGCGGGCACGGGCACGCGCGCCGAGCCCGUGCUGCACGGCAUCGGCGUGCAGCAAGCCGACGGCGGAGGUAAUACUCCCCACAUCUUCGGAGCAGACAUCUAUCUAGGCGGUAUGCCGUGGGGCGGCGCUCCUAGCGCGGACCUGCUGCAGAACAUCGUGUCGUCGGUGAUUCGACAAGGCCUGUUGCCGGGCGGCGAGGCCGUCGCGCUGCAGGUGGCGCACGCCAUGCCCAACGCCGCGCCCGACCAGCCACAGCCGCAGAACGGACACACUCCGGGCAGACACGGUAACUCCAACCUGCACCUCCGACGCGCCACGACCACGACCCGCGCGCACGCCGUUACCCUCAACAACUUCAUCUACGACAGGUUCCUGUUGUGCGUCAGUCCGCACGCCCGCCGGCGCCUGCUUAGACGCAGGGAGCAGCAGCAGCACCAAGCCGCCGCACACGCCCGCGCCCGCGCCGACCGCGCCGCCGCGCAGAACAUUGAGGUCCUACGCGAACGCAACCCCAACUUCACACAGAACCACAUUCAGACUAUGGUAGAUUUGCUGAGCAGCGAGCCUGGGCGUGCUUCGUUCACAAACGCUUUCUUCGUGGCCGUUGCCCGCCACCUGUUCCUCACGGAGCCGAUGCAGAUCGUGUCGGGCGAGUCGGCGCUGGUGCCCAACGAGUUCCAGGCGCUGCGCCAGAUGCUGCGCGUGUACCUGCAGGAGCUGCUGGUGCGCUCCGGCGGCGUGCACAGCGACCACACCUUCGAGACAGUCGCCGGCUUCCUCGUUGACGAGCAGCAGGACUUCCUGUCAAGAGUGGAAACCAUUGUCCCACUGCGUUCGGAGUUCAACUUGGGAGCGUCGAUGCGCGCGCUGAUCGCCUCGCGGCUGCCGGCGAUCGUGGCGUCGGUCAUGUCCGAUUCCGCCACAGAGGCGUUCGUGGCGCGCUUCUACGCCAUGUUCUCGCAUCUUUUCACCGAUAUGUGCACGCUCAUGGCGUACUGUUGCCGCGACGGUGUGGACGGACUGCGCACGCUGUUUAGAGCUUUCUUGGAGGAGAAAGUACGUGAUUGGGGCAGCGAAAACGUCCAACAAGUGCUAAUCACACUUGGCAUGGAGAACCUUGGCGUCGUGAUUAACAGCCUGAACGCUAUCACACCGGUCGACCCCAUACAGCAGUUCGUUAUACGACGUGCGCCCGCUGCCGCCGCGGCUGCGCCUCAAGAGCCGAGCCCGAUGGACGUGUCCCCUCCGGCCCCCGAGGCGUGUCCUGCCCCCGCCCCCGCCCCCGUACCCGCCACCGCCCCCGCGGCGCCGGCGACCCCGGCGCCCACCAACGCCGCCGACGUCUCGAGCACCACGACGGAUGCCGGCGAGGCCCGCGCCUCCCGCCCGCUCUCCAGCAGCGAGGCGGCACCGGCCACUGAGCCGCAGCCUUCGCACUCUACACCUAGCCAGAGUUCAAGAGCAAGCCGACCGGAGCGUGAGUCUGCGCCUCAAAGUACUUCUCCCGACUCACCGUCUAACAACCUAAACUUCGUACCGCCAAUGAUGCUGCUACAGCACUGGGGCGAAGAAUGGGUGCCGGUGUUCACUCGCGACCAACACAACAUGAACGCUGCCCAGGAGCCGUACAGCGACGCCUACCUCUCGGGCAUGCCGAGCCGUAAGCGGCGCUGCGUGCGCCAGUCGCGGCCCCCACACACGCUUGAGUCAUUCAUCAACGAGAGCGUACGCGAAGCGAGCUCGCGGCCUGCGCCGGUAGACAGCGAAGCGGUGCGCCGCGCGUUCCGCGAGCACAUGCGCACGAUGGCCCGCAGCCGCGCCUCCAGCUCCGAGGAUUACGACCCGCUGCGGUACGCGUCCGCGGCGCGCUUCCUCAACUCUGCCGACACAAAGAAAGACCCAAGCAAAAAAAGCGAUGACAAAUCUUAAUUGUACUCGCCGUGCACUCCUUGCAGUCUACGCCUGCCUCGCGGUCGCGGCUACAAUAUUAAGUAAAACAUUUGGUAGUCACGCUGUAUGCGAGUGUUGUUUUACUUAUACUGAUUGCAGUUUAGCAUUUAACAUUUUAACACGACCACUUGAAUGAGUUCCAACUUUCACGAGCUAUUUUCUGUCUAAAAGGUUGCUAUAGUUCGGUUUUUUCAGCAUUAGAAAAAAGGUAAACAAUCUUGACGUGUCUUUUUAUUGAAAAAUAUUGAAAAACGCUUAAAAAAAUAGUUAAAUAAUUUUACGGUUUAGACUCACUUGUUUUAGUCACUCGCGCGACAUGUUUCGGAGAGCCUAAAGCGAGUGACUAAAACAAGUGAGUCUAAACCGUAAAAUGAUUUAAUGUUAGUAUGUCUCACAACAGUUUAAAUUCGAAAAAAAUUGUUUAUAUUACUUAUGAAAGCAAAAUAAUGUAAAAGAUCGUAGAUGAUUUAUAAUUGUUAUAUAUUUGCUGUUACUUAUUUUUCAAAAGUGAAAUUUAAUAAAAAGACUAAUUUCAAAGAAACGGGUUUUUUAUUUCGACUGGCUUACACUACCUUCUUUCUAAUGCGUAAAAAAACCAACUAUACGUAUUGAGAGAAUACAAGUUUAAUUUACAUCUGCGACUAAUUUAUUCGAAGUCACUGCAAUAUACAAUAAAUUUAAAACUAUUUGUCGUAAUAUCGUGUAAACGUUGUGUUUAAGGAUAGAGGCAAUUUGAAAUAUAUUUACUGAUUUAAACUAACACGAUUUUCACUCAUAAUUUUAAAACUAACGCGGGACUUAAUCGCGUACAAACUUACGUUUAUUUACGGUUAGUUUUAAAAUUAUGAAAUAUAUUUGUUAGAAAAUAUUAAAAUAUAAAGUAUUGUCUGUUUAUCCACUGUUUGCGUUAUGCAAUAUUCAAGCAUGUUAAAGAGAAAAAUAAAUAAAUAGUGAUCAAGAUCUCUAACGAUUUUGAUAGCGCGACAGGGUGUUAUUUACCUAUACAAGUCAAAGUAUCAUACAAGUUUGAAGUUUAAAAUAACACUUGCACUGCAUGUUCAACUUUGCACUUUUUCCGAAUAUUACCUAGAAUUAUGCAAAACUGCAGCAGCAAAUUACGUUAAAUUAUAUUGUAAAUUAUUCAUUAUUAUAAAUAUCAAGGAAUUUGUACCCAUAACUUUUAUUUUGAAUCAGAUGUGACAGAACUUAUUUUACCUGACUAAGUAUUUUCGCUUAAAGGAAUAACGUCUGGUAUUCAUUUUUUUAACAGGUUAUAAUUUGUAAUAAAUCGUUCGAAAUACGAAACGUAAUGGAUGUUGAAUACAACUUUUUAAAAUGAUUUAUUGUAUUCGUUUCAUUGUAAAAAUGCGCAAUAGCACAUGUAUGAGGUUUGAGAUGGAAGUGUUGCUUGGUUCAGGUUCUGAUUCAGUGCAGUCGUGUAAUCGUUACAUUUUAAUAUUAAUGCGUGCGACUUGGAUCGUUUACUAUGUACAUUAAAAUAACUUAAUACAGAACAUAAACGUUAUCUUUGUAUAUAACUAAAAUGACCCGUUUCAUUUUAACCUUUUUGCCGCCAUAGACUUGAUAUAAAGUCAGUACAUUUCGUGCCUCACGCAGCGUCUUACGUAGGCGAACAACUCGCGCACGCGAAGCGAUGCGGCGCGGCACGGCGGCCCACGCGACGGCUCACGCGGCGGCCAAGCGAAUUUACCGCGAAUACGAAACGACGCGACGCGGCGAGGAAGAAACAAACCGUUGAUACGUAUGAAAGUGUCCUAGGUGAGCGUUCAUCGCGCGAACGCUAAGCGGCGCGAUGCGAUGGCCUUGUCCGAAGUGGGCGCGUCUAUAAUACUUACACGUGCGUGUUAUUUAAUAAAGUUGAUUUUUAGGGUUCCGUCCCAAAAGGGUAAAACGGGACCCUAUUACAGUCUGUCUGUCACCAGGUUGCAUCUCAUGAACCGUGAUAGCUAGACAGUUGAAAUUUUAACAGAAGAUGUGUUUCUGUUACCGCUAUAACAACAAAUACUAAAAAGUACGGAACCGUCGGUGGGCAAGUCCGGCUCGCACUUGUCCGGCUUUUUGUAUUGUGUGCUACUGUCGUGAAUUUUAAGAAAUAAAAAAAGUUACUAGUGGAGCUGUGAGCGGUUGUAGACCUCGCGAUAAGUUUAAAAAUGUAGAAAUAAAAAAAUCUUAAUUAGUUGAAUCAUUAUCACAGCGAACACAAUAGUCUUAAGUGCCAUUGACGUUACUGACACUUGCGUCCUUUAUCUCAAUUUCCACCAUUUUGAACGUUAAAAAAUACGAAACGCCAAUAAAAAUCAAUCUAGCUACCACACCGGCACAAAAUUUCACGAAAAUCGGUUAAGAAAUGCGACGUGCACCUGAGGAAAACUAAAAUCCGAGUCGGAAACGGAGGCUUUGCUAACGCUUUUUCAAUCAACGAAAUUAGGGUUUCUGUGAGCUGUAGACCUCGCAAUUAGCUUAAAAAAUGUAAUUACUAAAAAAAUAAUUACUUUGUCGAGUCAUUAUCACAGCGAACUCUCAAUAGUCGUAAGUGCCAUAAAUAUUGGCGCUUAAGUCCUUUGUCAAUUUCCGAGCAUUUGAAUAUUUUCUUAUUUUUUUGCCUAUAGAUUACAGCCGUACAACCUAUAAAGUAUCAAAUGUGUGUUGAAUAAUCAAAUCAAAUCCGGUAUUUUAAAUGCGCCACGCGUUUUAGCCGCCUUGUAUUCGCGUCUAAAAAUUAAAUGGAAUGAUCGCGCCCGCUCCGCGCCGUUCUGCCAUCGUGUGCUCACCUAGGACACUUACAUGACUGCGGUUUGUUUCUUCCGCGCCGCAGCUCGCCGCGCCUUGCCUCGGCUCGCCACGCCGCGCCUCUCCGUGCCGCGCCUCGCCGUGUCUCGCCUCGCCGUGCCGCGCCGCGCCGUGCCGUGCCGUGCCGUGCCCAUGCACGUGUCAUUAGUGCUGAGCUCAAGACGAUACAGGAGACCAAUCACUUGUUGAAACAUGUGUCAUGAGACUGAUGUACUUUUGUAUAUAUAGUAAUGCGAGCAUUAGUUUGGUUACAUUAGGUCUUAGUAGUCGGUCUAUAAACACAUGGUUAUAUUAUAACAUACCUCCAGCUGACUCACCCACCAAAACCACGAAUAACUAAAAUCUCGCUAUCUCUACUAACUUACUAUAAAGGACCUUACUGCCAGGUAUUAAUAUAACCAACUACUCGAUAAUGUGACCAAAUUCUAACUGCGAUAGCAUUUAGUGCAAUUAUUCACAUAGCCUCUAAGCAGUUUUUUGAUCCAUCACAUACACUACAUACAGUAUUGAUGUUUAACUAAAUACUAAUCUAAAAAAAAUAAUGUUAUCACAUAGCAGUCAUUUAUUCGCCUAUUCGUUUGUAAGAAAGGUGCAAGCGCGGAUUAUUGCUAUAUCGAUAGCUAUAGGAUCUCAACAAGAAUGAUUCUCCUCUCCCGUAGUUUGACGGGUUAAGAAUGCAGGAAAAUUAUCAUUGUUCGCCGGGCUAGCCACCCCCGUAACCAAUCAAAUAGUUCCUAAUUAGAAAGUCAAGUUCACAGUGACCAGUUGAAGGCAUACUUUCUAAUUAGAAACGAUUUGAUUGGUUACGAGCAUCGCUAUAAUAGGUCGGCGGACAAUGAUGAUUUUACUGCAUUCUUAACGCGAACGAACUAUAGUGUCAUUAAACGGUGUAUUCAAGAGGUCAACUGAUUUAAAAAGCCUGUUAGCAGAAUAUAGAAGUUAACGAUUUUUGUGAUAGUCCGUGUAUGCACAGGAACAGUUUUUUUUUGAAUUUUUGAAGAUGAAGUUAAUUUGCUAUUUUAUUGAUAAUGUGAUGUGUAAGGUAGUGGGAGUGGGUGUAUUUUAAGUUCACAUGAUAAAAUUAUACGCGUUGAUGUAUUUAAUGUGGCGUUAGAUAAAUAUAAUUAAUGAUUACGGUAAUACAUUUUGUUUAUUUU